AUGUUCCUUUGGAGGUUAUGUGUCAAUGCCCUUCCCACCAGAGACAAUCUUUUCAAGCGCAUGAACAGUGUUGACACAUCUUGCGUGCUUUGUAAUGAGUCUGAAGAGAACCCAUGCCACCUUUUCCUUCACUGCCUUAUUGCCAAAGCACUAUGGUUCGCAGCGUGUUGGGAUUUUAAAGCAGAGGAAGUUGCUGUAGUGUCCACUGAAGAUAUUGUAAACAUGGUACUCGACCCCCCAAAUGUGUUAUGUAACUCCUGGGAGCAAUGGAAGGUCUCUCUAACCAUGGCCUCAACAUUAGAGGAAAUCUGGUACCUCAGAAAUUCUGUUCUGCACUCGAAGUCUCAACUGGAACUGCAUGUUUCUAUUCAGCUGAUUCAAAGAAGAUGUCAAGAAUACAUGGUUACAUGCCCUAUAUCCCCUUCCCAACCGGUGCCUCAUGAUCCGACACGUUGGGCUCCACCCCCACUUGGUUGCAUUAAACUCAACGUGGAUGCGGCCUUAUCGAGCUCUAAGGCAGCCGUAGCAGUUGUUGCAAGGGAAUGUUCUGGCGCUGUCUGUGGUGUUUGGGCCAAAACCAUCUCCCUCCGUUCACCGCUCCAAGCUGAAGCUGAAGCGAUCCUAUGGGCUGUCCAGAUUGCUUUAAAGGAAGGGUGGAGCUAUGUUUCAAUCGAAGGGGACUCUAAGACCUGUAUGGAGUAUCUAUCUCUGCUUAAGAUUGAUCUGGAGUGGUCCAUCCGAACCAUCAUCUCUAACGUGGUUGUGUUAGCAAAGUCUUUGGCUAAUUGUUCUUUUGUUUGGGUUAGAAGGUGUUGUAAUUCUGCAGCACAUGUAGCUGCUAAAUUUGCUUUAAGCUCCUUUUUGUCUUUUCUUGUCUUCAAGGAUUAUCUUCCCCCAGCGAUUUUAGCUGUUUGUAUGGAAGAGUCCAAACUGUGUUCCUAG
This is a messenger RNA of Quercus robur (English oak), 942 nucleotides long. RefSeq lists its product as uncharacterized. The record is from RefSeq and is a predicted model, not a curated record. The transcript has a single exon. Lineage: Eukaryota; Viridiplantae; Streptophyta; Magnoliopsida; Fagales; Fagaceae. Bases 1 to 942 code for a protein of 313 amino acids. Gene Ontology annotation, molecular function: RNA-DNA hybrid ribonuclease activity; nucleic acid binding.